CGCAUGCGUGGAUCGCCAUAUUGCGCAGCUGGGCGUGAAAAUCAUCGCGGCUACAUUGUUUAUUACCGUCUCUCGUAUUCUUGUAAAUAAAACAUCUUACUCUUCUCACUGUCUGGCAGUGUUAUCGCUCAAAUGUGGAGCUUUUUGGCUUCAGUCGUCGCUUUAAAUCGUUUCAAAAAUCAGUUUGAUGCGUUUGUCUGACAGAAGUGUGUCACCUGCUAACAAGAUUCACGCCAGAAAACUAAAAAACUGGACAAAUACAGACAAAUUCACCAGCUGGAGACAAGAGAGGGGUCAGCGUGAAUGGACCCUGUCCUGGCAGCAGCGUGUUAAUGCUGAACUCUUGCUGAUACUCUGCUGAAACGCGUUUGAAACGGCACACGGUCGCCCCUCAGAGGCCAAUAAUCAGCGCACAAUGUCCAUCACAAACACACCGACCAGUAAUGAUGCCUGUCUGAGCAUCGUCCACAGUUUGAUGUGCCAUAGGCAGGGUGGCGAGAGCGAGACGUUUGCUAAACGGGCCAUCGAGAGUCUGGUGAAGAAACUGAAGGAGAAGAAAGAUGAGCUGGAUUCUCUCAUCACGGCCAUCACCACUAACGGCGCUCAUCCCAGCAAAUGCGUCACCAUACAGCGCACACUAGACGGACGACUGCAGGUGGCUGGGCGUAAAGGGUUUCCUCAUGUCAUUUACGCACGGUUAUGGCGAUGGCCAGACCUUCAUAAGAACGAGUUGAAACAUGUCAAGUACUGCCAGUUUGCCUUUGACCUGAAAUGUGACAGCGUGUGUGUGAACCCCUACCAUUACGAGCGGGUGGUGUCUCCAGGAAUAGACUUAUCUGGACUUACACUGACAAGCUCUGGUCCAUCAGCCCUGAUGGUAAAGGAUGAGUAUGAUUAUGAUGGUCAGCAGUCUCUGCCCAGCACUGAGAGUCACAUGCAGACGAUUCAACACCCUCCAUCCAGACCGGUGACCCAAGAGUCCUUCAACACCCCAGCGAUGCUGCCGGCAGCUGAGGGCAACACAUCAGCCUCCACCUCUGCCUUCUCCAGUAUCGCUGUGGGAUCCACAACUCAGCCCAGUAGUGUUCUCUCAGGACCUCAUAGCACUGAGGGUCUUCUGCAGAUAUCUUCAGGCACAGCUCAGGGCUCACAGCAGAAUGGCUUCCCCCCAGGCCAGACCUCCACAUACCAUCACAAUGCCACCUCCACCUGGACGAGGAACAGUAAUUUUACCCCCAGCGUGCCUCACCAUCAGAACGGCCAUCUUCAGCAUCAUCCACCCAUGGCCCAUCCGGCACACUACUGGCCUGUACACAAUGACAUCGCAUUUCAGCCACCGAUAUCCAACCAUCCUGCUCCUGAGUACUGGUGCUCCAUUGCUUAUUUCGAGAUGGAUGUUCAGGUGGGUGAGACCUUUAAGGUUCCCUCAUCCUGUCCAAUCGUCACUGUGGACGGGUAUGUGGACCCUUCUGGAGGAGAUCGGUUCUGCCUCGGUCAGCUGAGUAACGUCCACAGAACAGAGGCCAUUGAGAGGGCACGACUCCACAUCGGUAAGGGCGUCCAGCUGGAGUGUAAGGGUGAGGGAGACGUGUGGGUUCGCUGUCUCAGCGAUCACGCUGUCUUUGUCCAGAGCUACUACUUGGACCGGGAGGCCGGCCGCGCUCCUGGCGAUGCUGUGCACAAGAUUUACCCGAGCGCGUACAUCAAGGUGUUUGAUUUGCGUCAGUGUCACAGACAGAUGCAACAGCAGGCGGCUACAGCGCAGGCAGCGGCCGCGGCGCAGGCAGCAGCAGUCGCAGGAAACAUCCCUGGCCCGGGAUCUGUGGGAGGAAUCGCACCUGCAAUCAGUUUGUCUGCGGCCGCCGGUAUCGGCGUGGAUGACCUCCGUCGGCUCUGCAUCCUACGUAUGAGUUUCGUCAAGGGCUGGGGUCCCGAUUACCCACGGCAGAGCAUUAAAGAGACGCCGUGCUGGAUCGAGAUCCACCUGCACCGUGCAUUGCAGCUACUGGAUGAAGUUCUGCACACGAUGCCCAUCGCCGACCCAACACCAUUAGACUGAAACUGACACUAUAAACUCCACGACACAGACGCUGGACCGAGUGACUGUUCCCACGGCAACCGGACGACCCAAUACCGCUGAACUGUGUGAAUAAGUGCAGAGAGAUGAGCACGAGUUGACCUUUUGCUGCAUGAGAGACAUUGACGCAACCCAAGAUAUAUCCAACACAUGGAGAUGGAUGGACAGUUCCUGCAUUAUUGCCGCUUUCUCAUUGGUUCAUUAAAAAUACUCAUUUGCUUUGUUUAUCCUGUUGCAUUUGUUUCUAUAAAAUGUAACUUUUUUUUUUUAACCUUAAAGUGCACAGGACCCCAGUGACAUUGUGACAUUCAUGGCUAAAGCAAAGAAUAAUUUUCUCAAUCAGUGUUCGUCUUGUAUUCCAGUAAAAAUGCUAAACAUUUUUUUAAGAGUUCACAAGUACAAGACAAAAAUGCUGAUGAUGUUUGCAGUGUAUAGUAUGCAAAUUCAGACAUCUAAAGCUUAAAAAGUGUUUUGCAUGAAGAAUUCUCUUAGAAGUGUUUGAGAACUGUGUUCAACACUGCAGAAGUGCACGCUGCCAUUAAGUUCUGUCUUUAUGAAAUUGUUUCCUUGCAUGCACUAUUUUUAUUUUUAACCAGAAAGAUCACUGGCCAAACAGAGUCGUCAUCACUUUAAUGCGGCGAUGGAUCAAAUAGACUUCAUGUCCUGGACUUUUAAAACUGUUUGUUUUUGGCCAUGGUCUUAAUGCAAUGCUAACCUGGUCUUUUAAACGAGAGUCUCACAGCUCUCGGUUCAUACAGUGCAGAGUAUUUAAAAGAAGCCGUUGUGCUCCGUAGUUUGGAAGUACGAUGGCCAUGGCUAAAAUAUACCAAAUUAUGUAGCAUUUCCUUUAUAUGUUUUGUUGCAGUGUUUGGCUGUGGGUUCAAGUGGUUUUGACCCUCCAGAAAGUUGUAUUAGUGUUGUAUUGCAUUUAAAUAAUGCCUCAUUUAUUUCCUUUAGUCUGCAUGAGUUUUCACAAGCAGAAAAUUGGCUAGUUAAACUAAUCAUUUGUAAGCUUCCCAGCCACACACCGUUAACCAUCAUAGCAAGGCGUAUAACAGUUAAUCAAUUCAUACGUGCACAAGCAGCUUUAUUGUUCUGAAUGCUUGUUUUUCUUUUAGUACUAUAUUAACUUGUUCUAGCACUUUAUGUAUGUUUUUCUUUUCCAUUUCUAAUUUCUUUUCUCCGCAGCCAGUGAAUAAAAAUGUUCUGCACCUCUCACAA
Myxocyprinus asiaticus (Chinese sucker) is the source of this 3298-nucleotide messenger RNA. RefSeq names its product mothers against decapentaplegic homolog 4. Bases 416 to 2059 code for a protein of 547 amino acids. NCBI's taxonomy places the organism in Eukaryota, Metazoa, Chordata, Actinopteri, Cypriniformes, Catostomidae. The record is from RefSeq and is a predicted model, not a curated record. Gene Ontology annotation, molecular function: DNA-binding transcription factor activity, RNA polymerase II-specific; RNA polymerase II cis-regulatory region sequence-specific DNA binding; I-SMAD binding. The transcript has 12 exons. Gene Ontology annotation, cellular component: heteromeric SMAD protein complex. Gene Ontology annotation, biological process: SMAD protein signal transduction; anatomical structure morphogenesis; BMP signaling pathway.